Molecule: messenger RNA, 3623 nt
Organism: Miniopterus natalensis
Lineage: Eukaryota; Metazoa; Chordata; Mammalia; Chiroptera; Miniopteridae
Source: RefSeq, a predicted model, not a curated record
AUGAAGGCUGAGGGCCCUCUAGUGCAGACCGUGCUCUUCGGGAGCUGGGUGGCGGGGUGGGGCGGGAGUAUUGCGUGUGACCUGCGUGUGGGGAGUGUGGAGUCCGUACAGUGUGUGUGCAGUUUGGAGCGAGUCUUGGAGUGCGAGAGUGUGGACCGAGAGGAGUGCGGGUCUGAGGGUGUGGGUGUGCAGGGGUGCGCCUGUGUGAACCCCUGGGUGCGUGCAGAGCGCGCAGGGCGUGCGGAGUUUGGAGCGAGGGAGAAGGAAACUCCGCUUGCCAACGCUGCCUUCUGGGCCGCGAGGAGAGGAAACCUGGCGCUGCUGAGGCUGCUGCUGAACAGCGGGCGGGUGGAUGUGGACUGCAGGGACAGUUAUGGCACCACGCUCCUCAUGGUCGCCUCCUAUGCCGGUCACAUAGACUGUGUGAAGGAGCUCGUUCUCCAAGGAGCAGACAUCAAUCUCCAGAGAGAGUCAGGCACAACUGCCCUGUUCUUCGCUGCCCAGCAAGGUCAUAACGACGUCGUGAGAUUUCUCUUUGAAUUUGGAGCAUCCACUGAAUUUAGAACCAAAGAUGGAGGCACUGCCCUGUUGGCCGCCAGCCAGUACGGGCACAUGAAGGUGGUGGAUACCUUGCUGAAGCAUGGAGCCAACAUCCACGACCAGCUUUAUGAUGGAGCCACUGCACUCUUCCUAGCUGCCCAAGGUGGCUACUUGGAUGUUACUCGAUUAUUGUUGUCUUCGGGAGCAAAAGUCAACCAGCCAAGGCAGGUAAUGUCCCUGUGCACGGAGCAGUGGAUUAAGAGACAUUGCCGGCCUGUGCAUAUUCCUAGUUCUCAACUCACGUUUAAUUCUCUGUUAAUCUACUUUUGUUUUCCUCUGUCUUCAAAGGAUGGUACAACAGCAUUACUGAAAGCAGCCAACAAAGGGUACAGUGAUGUUAUAGAGGAGUUGCUGAAAUUCUCACCCACCCUUGGUAUUUUGAAGAAUGGGACAUCGGCGCUCCAUGCGGCAGUGCUCAGCGGGAAUAUUAAAACAGUCGCUCUGCUCCUGGAAGCAGGGGCAGACCCAGCCCUAAGAAACAAGGCCAAUAAACUCCCAGCAGAACUAACCAAAAAUGAACGUAUAUUGCGUCUCCUCCGAGGGAAAGAAGGCCACAGGAAGAGCUACCUUAGUUGCAUAUUUGACUGAGAGGUAGGAACCUUAACCACAUUGUCCAACUAGAAAUGGCUUUCAAAUAGUGUUGGAAAUUCUUCUAAGAAAGAAAAUGCUCUGAUUGCCCACCCUAGGUCCCUGACCAAGAAGAUUUGUACUUCGUGCCCUGAAGCAAGAACAGGACAGCUCAGGGACCCCUUCCCCUCCUUUACCUGGGCUUCUCACACCGGCCUAUAACCCUGCUCCCACAGGGGCUGGCAGUUUCGUGGAUUCCACGGAAACUCAUUUUAAACUAUACUAACCUGAGUCUUUAGGUUCAACUCUAAUUGUUAAACCCUCUAAGAGCUUUAAGUAAGAAGACAGAAGGACUGUAAGCCUUCAGAAGACUGAAAGUCUGACCUUCAAUGAACCAAUGCACUUUUGCUUUUGUGUUAAAUGUAUGUCUGCUAAAAUAUAUAGCUCCAUUAUAUUUUACACAUAUACAUGUAUGUCAUCCCAGUGUAAAAUCUUUUCUUCUACCCAAGGAUCAUAGCCAUGUUUACUAGGACUCAAUGAUGCAUAAAGCUGCACUAUUAAAAAGCCACUCUGACGUUCCUCCGUGUGCUUUUCAAGGAUGGACUGUUGAACUAUAAAAAAGACAAAACCGUUCAUUUGUGAGCUGUUCCUCAUCUCAUUCCUGACAUGUAAAUUCAUUUUUUUACCUAGAGUCCGUAUUGUAGGUAUACUAGGAUACAGUGGCAAAUUUGAAAAUUUGGAAAAUUACAAGCCACAGGAAAUUUAGGCCCUUUUCUUUGAGCAUUUAUUUUGGUUCAGUUAUUGAGACUCUGUUUCCUGUGCCGUGCUAAGUAGAUUUAACAUGCUCUGGAAUCUUGAGCUUCCAACAUCCCAUUGCUUGAUACAAUGACUUUGAUGUCGUUGUAUAAAAUGUGACAUGUGCAAGUACAAUAUGUGGCUAUUACUAUUGCAGGAGUAUAAGUAAUAGAAUACUGUUAUUAGUAUUUAGUAAGUGUUCCUCUCUGCAUGUUCUUGAGCUAAUUGAUUCCAAGAAAGAAACCUGGGUUUUAAUUCUUUUGAGAAGCGGUGUCAAAAUUUAUAUUCGAUGUACUUUAUAAUCAAUGGUGUCUAAAUGCCUCAGUCAGUGCCUAAUUGCACAGACAGAAAUGAAACCUUCUUUCUACAACCUGCCAUAAUGAACACUGAUGGUAUUUCUGUUGUUUAAAAACACACCUUUUGUUUUCUUGUUCAUGUUCUGCUCUGGUUUCCAGCCAAUGUUCUGUGUAAAUACAUGUUAACAUGGAGGGAAAUGUAUUCCCAAAAGGUGUUUUUAACCAAUUUGUAGUGUUACUAAAAGCAUUUUCUUUAAGUCAGUAAACAAUGGAAUAUAAUUUUGAAAUUAGAAGAUAUUCUCUUACAGUUUGUUAUGAUCAAUAAAAUAAUCAACAAAAAUUAGGUAAUUUUGAUCAUUACACAAGCAAAGCCAGUAAUGAGCAACCCACAGCCCCCAGAGAUACCUGCAGCUUGACUAGCUAUUUAACAGGUCUGCAAUCUAAUUUCAGGAUAAAAUUUAGAGAUUUUUUAAUUUCUGGAUUGCUGGAACCCCCUUAUAUAAAUAUUUUAGUAGCUGCAAAGCAGUACCAGUUUCCUCAUUGACUUUCUUUUAUUCACCAAAGUUGUACAAUUAAUUACACAUUUCGCCCCAUGGGUAUUUCAUAAAGCUGUAUUUAUUUUGAAGAGGAAAAUAAUCUGGCCUUAAAAAUUUAAUAUUUUUUCCCCCUUAGUUAGAGCCCUUAGGCCAAAAAUGGUUGCUCAUCACUGAUGUAAAUCAAAACAGUUUUAUGGGAACUGAUAACAAAGUUCCAAAAGACAAAACUGGGAUGAAAUCACAAAGUUAAUGGUUUUUUCACUAAAACAUGUUUUCCUUGGCCUAUUCAUUAGAUCCUUUUAUGCAGUAAAUGUUCUUGAUCAAUAUUAGGGCCAUUAAAAUGAAUCCAGUAGCUUUAACAAUAUUCAGUGGGAGCCUUGUUACUGUAGGUAAGCGGUGUCAGUCAAGCUUAUUAGAAGGCUGGAAUUUGGUCUAGAUGAGAUUAUGAUAUUAUUUAUAGCAGGGAAUAUGAUUAGAUAAAUCACUCACCAAAGAUUGAAAAUAAGGUCUGUUAUUUAAAGUUUAGUUGCAUUUAUUUUGCACACAGGUAGAUGAUUCUUAUUUUAUGUUAGUCUAAUGCACAAUUCAUUGAUCUCUGUAUCCUAAGACUUAGAACUAGCAACUUCUAUGCAAAUUAUUUCCUUAAUUGAACCACAAAAGUUUUUUAUUAUGUCCAUUUGUUUGGUGAAAUAUUCCAGGUUAUAAUUUAAAAUAAAGCUAAUAUACUACCCAAUUUGCCUUUGCUGUUUUUCCCUGUUUGUUUUGAAUCAGAAGUUAUUUCUGUGAUUUUUAAUAAAAUGGACUUUUCGUCUCUGUACGUUUUAUGUUA